Molecule: messenger RNA, 3031 nt
Organism: Paramormyrops kingsleyae
Lineage: Eukaryota; Metazoa; Chordata; Actinopteri; Osteoglossiformes; Mormyridae
Product: transmembrane 6 superfamily member 2
Biological process (GO): regulation of lipid metabolic process; lipid homeostasis
Cellular component (GO): endoplasmic reticulum-Golgi intermediate compartment membrane; endoplasmic reticulum membrane
Source: RefSeq, a predicted model, not a curated record
CAUGGACUUUGACAGGAGCUCCGCGUGGAAUAUGACGCAGCCUGAACGUCUGAGAGUGUAUUUCAGGAUUCAUUUUAUUAUAUGCAUUGGUCAGCGAACGGCGACUGACAGACACCACCCAAAAUGACAUUUAUUUUUAUAUAAUCACAACUAUAUUUGUAUGUCUAACGUUUGUAUUUAUAUAUCCUAACAUUAGGUCAUUUGAUUAUUUUUGUGUAGGCCUAUUUAAGUUCCUUUUCGGGCUGGAUUGCGGAAAAGCAUCGAUAAGUGUUUUUAAUUCCUUUAAUGAAGAUGAAAAUAUAUCAAGAAAUAUGCGUCUUCUUCGUAUCUUUGUCGGCCCCGGUCCUACUUUACGUUAUGAACAACGUUCCAACUUUUCAUGAGCCGUUCGUCAUACUGGGCACUGGGCUGGUGGUAUCGGGGGCCGUGUCUCUUCUUGCGUUUCUCUCGGCACAGCGUAAACAACCCAAAGAUAUCCUCUUCUACGUGUGUGUCCAGUUUGCUUUCACGUCAGUCUUGAAGCUGACCAAUGCUUUGGAGCAGGACGGCUUCACGUCAGGGUUCGUGGGAUUUUACCAAAGAAAGGGGGAGCCAUGCAUGGUGACCGCUUAUGCCAUCAUGAUGUGCUACUGGGACGGUGUGGUGCACUUCCUCCUGUAUCUUCUGCUGCUGCAUCACAGGGCAAAGGCGAAGCUGUACCGUGGUAUGGGGCUCUUUUGGGCCGGGUCUUCCUUCGCCAGCAUGUCUGUCUUCAUCCCUGGAAGUGUCAUUGGCAAAUACGGCUCAAAUAUAUAUCCAGCCUUCUGGCUGAACGUGCUGCUCCUGCUGGGGUCCGUGUGGGUGGCAGCCUCGCUGCUGUCCAGCCUAAGAGAGCUGCCGGUGGUUCCCGCUGAUGAGGUCGAGUCUGUACAGAGAAAAACCCUCCUGACCCGGCCCACCGACCUGCUCCUGAUGACCUUCCUCUUGGGCGCGAUGGUUUUCACGGUGUUCCGUGGCCUUGUAGUUCUUGAUUGUCCCCUGGAUUCCUGUUUUAACUACAUCUACCAAUAUGAACCAUACCUGAAGGACCCAGUCGGCUAUCCUAGGGUCAUGAUGCUGGUCUACCUAUUCUAUGGCCUACCACUGAUGGCUGCAUUUGUCUAUGGGCUUGUAACACCUGGUUGCACUUGGAUGCUGGACUGGACGGUGCUAUUCGCUGGGUUCAUGGCUCAGGCGCAGUGGUGCCACAUCAGUGCGUCGCUACACCCGCGCACCCCCUACACCUACAGAAUCCCAGAGGAGAAGUGGCAGGCCGUGCUGCUGGCCAACCUGGGGUAUGUGACGGCGCCGCUCCUGUUGGGCCUCCGCUGCAUCUGGAGCCCCGCCUUCUUCAUGAAGACCGUCCCUCCAGGACAGGUCACCAAAGAGAAGAAGAGUGACUGACAAAACAAGCCCCCCCCUCCACACACACAAAACAAAUACACCAGCCUUAUAAAAGAAACCAUAUACUCCAAAAAAAUAACCAAAAAUUAACAGGUUACUGUGAGAGAUUAUUUAUUACAUUAUGAUACCCUGGUGGAAAUGCAUCACUGAAACCAAACCCCUGUUCCUCACCACAGUAAACUGGUUCCUACCAACUAAUGUCGACAUUACUGAAAAUUUCUCCUCUCUGCUUGGACCAUUGGACUUUUAACAGCACAUAAGCAAUAACUUCCUUUUAUCUUAGAAACUAAUGACUCAUGGGUUUGUCACACCUGAAUAUAUAUAAAUCCACAUUAUGCCCCCUCAACCAGGUUGAUUUCGACUCUGACGCUUAAAUUGUGGCACAGUUCCCCCACAGUACAGCAUUUGUACUGCAGAUUGUUCUAGAGUACUGGUUUCUGCACCUAACCCGAGAAGAAGUGGUUUCCAGUUUGCCAGUAUGCGGUGAGUGGUGAAAGCGCAGCAUUCCCAGUGUCCACCAGACCACCAGGGAUAAUUUUCCAAUUAAAAAUACCUGCAGGAUUCCAGGAUAACCAGGUUGAUAAUAUCACUCAGGCAAGUGAAGCUAGACUGUUCCAAAAUGUAAUUGAUACAGACGUCAGAAGAGAACAGAAUAUAAGAUGGACUUGAUUCAAGCCAUUGAAUCACUGAGCACACCUUUGCCCUAUUGUGAGCUCAUGUACCUUGUGGACUGGAUUGUGAAAGGUGAUGUGUGUUAGUCUACCUCUGAGGAAACAAAGUCAGAGGUCCAUCAGAUAUCACUGAAUGACAAAGGAUCAUCAUUGUGUAGUUUAAUGGAUCAUGCCACAGUGUGUAUCUAUCUACUAUGUACUGCUGCACUUUGCCCUCUUUGCCUUGUCUUGUAGAUACAAGAAAAUCACUUUUAUAAACACUUUCCAGCUCACUGUUCUGUUGCAGAUGCAAUAACAAGGAAAAUGUAACAUUUUCCUAACUCUUCUAUUGCCAUUCCCAUGUUUUUUCCAUCCGGAUCAUGAGUAUAAAAUCAGGUGUAGAAAGAAAGUGGCCCAUUGCGAUUUUAUUGCCAUUUUUUCUACCAUGUGUAUGAUCUUAAUUUCAUGAUUACAAAAUGCUCAACGUUUCUGAAAAUGUUUACUGGAUGUAGAUAAACUUCCGAGGUUUGGGAAGACCACUGAAUUUCAAAUGCUCCCUAAAAACAACAAAAACUAUGACAUCCCAGGUUCAACAAAUUCAGGGUCCAGCAUGGUUAAGUUUGUAGUCUAUCUUGGCUGAAUGUUGCAAAAGGCGUGCUAUUUGUAACACUUUAAAAACCACUGGAAUAUGCUUGUAUUGAAAAUAUUAAAUCCUCGUUCUGUUGUAGACAGCCAAAAAAAAAAAAAAAACGUAAUUCACUGUCUUUUCACUGGGAGGUGCUAAGCGUCUUCUGUCUUCCCUGUUCACCUGACUGGAUGGAAAAUGGAACUUUAUUCCAUUUUGUGUUCGUACUGUUGUUAUUGUCUGUGCAUGUUCAUUAUGGUGAAUGCAAUUGUAAAUACAUUACUUGGGCAGCUUGUCAUUCAUAUAAAUUAAUAGCCUAUUGCCUACUAUUCAG